UUCCUACCGCCAAACCUUUAAAAAAGAUAUGUUCCUAACCGUUUCUAUUUUCUUAUUGUCCAUUUAAAAAAAUGGCGUCUUUUGACGCUAAGUAUGAAUUUAAUGCACCUAAAUAUAUUGAUUUUCUCCAAGGAGAUAUUGACGAAGAUGCUGAUAAAUGGUUUGAUACAAGAGAUGGUGAUGAAGGAGGUAUAGAUAUUGAUAUGGUCCCAUAUUACGAACAAAAUAUCGGUUUUAAAAAUGCCACAAAUGCAAUUUCUGCUGCUUUAGCAGAUAACAUGAAAGAGAUUCAACAAGUAAAAACUUAUUCAUUGAUUACUAAUGACAAUGAGACCAGCAAUAAUGUUGAGAUAGCAGAAAAUCUAGCAAAUAAAGAAAACAUUGUUCCAGAUGUUGUCAUGCCCAAAGAAUGUGCUAUCAUAAACAAAGAUAGUGUUAAAUUUGAUAAUUCAAAAAAUGAGAAUUUUUUAAUGUUAAAGGUUGAACAGCAAAGCUUAAAUAGUAGUAGUGUUAAUGAAACUUUAGUUCAAAAAUCAAAUAUUAGAACAUCAUGGAAUAGUCCAGAUGUCACAAGAGAAGACAUUAGAAAGGUGCAGCCUCCAAGAUCAGCCAAGAAAAGCAUUAAUUAUGAUGUGUCAAAAAAGCGAAAAACUGUGUCGACAACUGACCCUACUGUUAAUAAGAAGUCUAGAAUUGAAUCAAAACCAGUAAUUAUGCCAGAAACACCUUCAUUUAUCAGAAAACUUCGUGAACGUGGCACUAAAAAGGAUUUACAAACUUCUGAGGCUUUAAAUAUUCAAAAAAUGAGAGAACUUCAGAAACAAACUAAAGCAAAAAUUAGGCGGAAUGAUAAGCAACUUAAAAAUGUACUCGGAGCUAGUUCAUAUCUUCCUAGUAGAUCAACAUGCCCUGUUACAAAACCCAAAGAAUUUCAUUUUGCUACUGAUGAUAGAAUUAAAGAGCACACUAUGCAAACUAGAUCAGACACUAUAUGUAAACCAUUUGAAAGUCAAUUAAGGCAGCAUCCACCUUCACCGCCAUUUAAAAAAGAAGUUACCAAGCCACAACCUUUUAACUUUUCAACCCAAUCUUCUAAAGUUGCAGGUCCAGUCAAAGCUGAGUGGGAAUCAAUGGCACAUCUGGCUUUAAAGUUUCAAACAAAGACUCCUGAGAGAUUUCGAAUGAAACCGAAAAGAUGUGAUAAUAAUGGUAGCUUAGAAUUGGAAAAGCCCAACCAACCUUUUCAUGUUACAAAUCCUAAAACACCGAACUUAGCAACAAAAACAAGAACUAGACCUGUGACUGCUAUUAGUAGGCAAGAGAUGGAGGAAAAAGAGGCAGAGGAAAUAUCAAAUUACCACUUUAAAGCAACUGAAUUUAAUCCAAAAAUUAUUGAAAAGGGAGGUUUUUAUGGAGUAAAGCAAAUACCUGAAGCUCAUACUACUAAGCCAAAACCUUUUAAUUUUUUAAUUGAAAAUCGCAUCGAACAGCGAAAACAAAAAGAAGAACCGUUACCACCAACUAACAAGGCUCAUCCAAAAAGUAAUACAUCCAUUGGGAAAACAGAAAGACCAAAAAACACAGAGCCUGAGCCAUUCUCCUUUGAAAAUAGAGAUAAAGAAAGAUAUUUAAAAAAAGAGGAGAAAAUUAAGGAGAUUAUUGAAGAUGAAGAAAAAAUGCACGAAUUUCAUGCGCGACCGUUACCAUCAUUUUCUCCUGACAGUCUACCCCCUGUUCAGCCAAAAGAGCCGACUCAUCCAAUACCUUUUAAGAUUUCAACUGGCUCCUCAUCGUAUCAGCAAAAAUUGCAAGAAAAGCGGCAUAAAGAAAUUGAAAUAGAAAAAUUAAAUCGAGAAUUUAAAGCAAAGCCAGCCGAUGUUAUUAAUAAAGCUCCUUUUAAGCCUUUAACAGGAUUAAUUCCACCUACAGAAAUAACUGAUUUUACUUUGAACUCUGAUAUUCGCGCUAAAGAGCGCCAAAAAUACGAGGAGUGGAAGCACGAGCAAGAAUUAAAAACAGAGGAAGAAAAGAAACGAAUUGAAAAGGAAAAAGCACUUGAAGUUGAACGUGAAAUUAAAGCAAUGCGUGAAGAGGCAGUCGUUAAAGCUAAUCCUGUUAGAACUUAUAAGCCUGUUAUUAUUGAACAUAGUUCCAAGCAACUCACUGAACCGCAAACACCUAAUUUACAGACUAAAAAACGCGCUAUGCGACUAUAGUUGAAUAUAAUUUAGUAAACGCGCUUAUUGUAGUUUAUUAUGUAAAUAAAUUAUUUAUAAUAUUUUUGGGUGGCAA
Molecule: messenger RNA, 2292 nt
Organism: Hydra vulgaris (swiftwater hydra)
Lineage: Eukaryota; Metazoa; Cnidaria; Hydrozoa; Anthoathecata; Hydridae
Product: targeting protein for Xklp2 homolog
Biological process (GO): regulation of mitotic spindle organization; activation of protein kinase activity
Cellular component (GO): microtubule; spindle
Source: RefSeq, a predicted model, not a curated record